Morus notabilis is the source of this 2403-nucleotide messenger RNA. RefSeq names its product soluble starch synthase 1, chloroplastic/amyloplastic. The record is from RefSeq and is a predicted model, not a curated record. NCBI's taxonomy places the organism in Eukaryota, Viridiplantae, Streptophyta, Magnoliopsida, Rosales, Moraceae. The transcript is spliced from 15 exons. Gene Ontology annotation, molecular function: alpha-1,4-glucan glucosyltransferase (UDP-glucose donor) activity. The coding region runs from base 191 to 2113 and encodes 640 amino acids. Gene Ontology annotation, cellular component: chloroplast.
CAAAAAAAAAAAUGAUAAUAAUAACAAACAGGUGAAGUUCGUUCUUUUUGUCACCCCUUGAGAUUUGCCUUGCCACUUUCAACUACUUCUACUAUUCACUCACUACGAUUCCUUUCGUCUCGCGUUGGAUUUGGUCACUCAAUCUCUCUCUCUCUUACUCUGCGGAGGAGUUUCUCUCUCUAAAUCUUCAAUGGAGUGUCUACGAAUCCCCGGCUCCGUCGUCCCAUGCAACUACUCGUUCCCGAAUUCGGCGAAAUCCAAUUUCAGUAACUCGAGAGUUUAUUUUGCUCCGUCGUGGAGAAGAAGAAGAAGAGGAAGGAAUGGUUGUUUGAGGCUGAGAGGAUCGGUUUUAGGCGAGAGCGACGAUCGUGCUAAUCGGUCUUCGCAAAUUGAUCAGAAAAAAGGAAGUCUCGUUUUGGGAACAGAGAAGGAUGACUCUGGCUCCAUUAUCGGCUUUCACUUGAUUCCUCCUUCCGGUGAUGUUGAAGUCGCUGAGCCUCCUGAGGAUGUAAUUUCUGAUGAAGUGGACGAAGCUGAGGGCAUAGACGGAAAAGAGGAACCCCAGACCAGAACAACCUAUAACAUUGUCUUUGUUACUGCUGAAGCAGCACCUUAUUCAAAGACAGGUGGCUUGGGAGAUGUUUGUGGUUCUUUGCCUAUUGUACUAGCUUCCCGUGGUCACCGUGUUAUGGUUGUCUCUCCGAGAUAUCUUAAUGGCACUGCUGCAGACAAGAAAUUUGCAAGUGUUGUUGACACGGAAUCUCGCAUCAAGGUGCCUUGCUUUGGAGGAGAGCAAGAGGUCGCCUUCUUCCAUGAGUAUAGGGAAGGUGUCGAUUGGGUGUUUGUGGACCAUCCAGCAUACCAUAGACCUGGAAAUCCUUAUGGGGAUUGCUAUGGAGCUUUUGGUGAUAACCAGUUUCGGUUCACUUUGCUUUGCCAUGCAGCAUGUGAAGCCCCAUUGGUGCUUCCAUUGGGAGGUUACACCUAUGGGGAAAAUUGUAUGUUCGUCAUCAAUGACUGGCAUGCAGGACUUGUUUCAGUGCUUUUGGCAGCCAAAUAUCGUCCACAUGGAGUUUACAAGGAUGCCCGAAGUAUUCUUGUAAUCCAUAACCUUGCACAUCAGGGAGUGGAGCCUGCAGCAACGUACAAAAAUUUGGGACUACCUCCAGAGUGGUAUGGAGCAUUGGGAUGGGUUUUUCCAACAUGGGCAAGGACCCAUGCUCUUGACACAGGUGAAGCUGUUAACAUUCUGAAGGGUGCAGUUGUGACAGCUGAUCGGAUACUGACAGUUAGCAAGGGAUAUUCUUGGGAGAUCACUACCGUUGAAGGUGGAUAUGGUCUGCAGGAGCUGUUAGGCAGCCGAAAGAGGGUUCUUGAUGGGAUCACGAAUGGAAUUGAUGAUGCUACAUGGAAUCCAUCUUCAGAUGAGCACAUUGCUUUCCAUUAUUCUGCUGAGGAUCUUUCUGGAAAGGCCCAAUGCAAGAUUGCUUUGCAGAAGGAAUUAGGUCUUCCUGUUAGGCCUGAUUGUCCAUUGAUUGGAUUUAUUGGGAGAUUAGAUUACCAGAAAGGAAUCGACUUGAUUCAGCAGGCUAUUCCAGAGCUUAUGCAAGACGAUAUACAAUUCGUUAUGCUAGGUUCUGGGGACCCACGGUUUGAAGAAUGGAUGAGGGCAACAGAAUCAGCUUAUAGAGAUAAAUUUCGGGGCUGGGUUGAAUUUAAUGUUCCAAUUUCUCAUAGGAUAACAGCAGGCUGUGACAUACUGUUGAUGCCUUCGAGAUUUGAGCCCUGUGGUCUGAAUCAAUUAUAUGCAAUGAGAUACGGAACAAUACCUGUGGUUCAUUGCACUGGGGGACUUGGAGAUACUGUAGAGACCUUCAAUCCAUAUGCUCAAGACGGCAAUGGAGAAGGCACAGGGUGGACUUUUUCUCCGCUAGUAAAAGAAAACAUGUUAUGGGCACUAAGAGUUGCUAUUAGUACGUACAGAGAGCACAAGUCUUCGUGGAAGGGACUGAUGAAAAGAGCUAUGCAGAAGGACUUCACAUGGGAAACUGCUGCAAUGCAAUAUGAGCAGGUCUUUGAAUGGGCCUUUACCGAUCUACCUUAUGUCAGCUGAGGCACAAGAGAUGGACAGAAAAGAAAAGGCGGUCGGAUGAGAGGUCCGACUAUGAUCUGAGUUCUAUGUAUGCAGGCGAGCUUCUCGCUGUCCUCAAUCGGGCUUCCUAAACAAGCGGAGAUUAUAUAUCGUUUGAACUCAUAAUCAGAAUAAUUGAUCUUUUCUUGAGUUCCAACAAAAACGGAAAAAAAAAGGAGACUAAAUUUAUCUUUUGACCUGGUUGGUUGGCAAUGUAAAAUGUGUUCACAAUGAUUAGAAAAAUGGGAAAUGGCAAUAUCUAUAGGCCUGUU